This is a messenger RNA of Humulus lupulus (European hop), 1165 nucleotides long. RefSeq names its product ras-related protein RABC2a-like. Gene Ontology annotation, molecular function: GTPase activity; GTP binding. The record is from RefSeq and is a predicted model, not a curated record. The transcript has 6 exons. NCBI's taxonomy places the organism in Eukaryota, Viridiplantae, Streptophyta, Magnoliopsida, Rosales, Cannabaceae. The coding region runs from base 275 to 916 and encodes 213 amino acids.
CCGUUUUUUCUUUAGCUUGCUUCUCUCUCUUUCUCUCCCCUCCUACUCUUUCUCUCACUAAAAUAUAGAUUAAAUGCCUUGUCCCUUUUGGUGGCACUAGUUAUAGUAUCUCUCCUCUUUCUCCCUCUUCGUCUUCCUCUCUCUCCUCCACGCUUAUAUACUUUUUAGAGAUAGCGAGAGAAGCCCAUAUACAGAAAAGGAUUACUCAUCACGAUAGUCAGAGAUAGAGAAAGAAAAGAUUUUUAGUUCAUCAAUCCGAAAAUAAAAAAAAAUUAUGGGUUCUUCUUCAGGUCAGAGCCAUAGCUACGAUCUGUCGUUUAAGAUCUUGUUGAUCGGAGAUUCUGGGGUUGGCAAAAGCAGCCUUCUUGUUAGCUUCAUCUCCAACUCACCAGAUAAUCUAGCUCCCACCAUUGGAGUUGAUUUUAAGAUCAAGCUGCUCACAGUAGAUGGGAAGAGGUUGAAACUGACAAUUUGGGACACUGCUGGACAGGAGAGGUUCAGAACAUUAACAAGUUCAUAUUACAGAGGAGCUCAGGGGAUCAUUCUAGUAUAUGAUGUGACUCGGCGAGAAACAUUCACAAACUUAUCAGAUGUAUGGGCUAAAGAAGUGGAGCUGUACUUAACUAAUCAGGACUGUGUCAAAAUACUUGUUGGAAACAAAGUUGAUAGAGAAUCUGAUAGAGCUGUAAGUAGAGAUGAAGGAAUAGCUCUAGCCAAAGAGCUUGGAUCUAUGUUUCUUGAGUGUAGUGCUAAAACCAGAGAAAACGUCGAGCAAUGCUUCGAAGAGCUUGCAUUAAAGAUAAUGGAGGUGCCUAGUCUAUUGGAAGAAGGUUCUAAUGCAGUAAAGAGAAACAUAAUAAAGCAUAAACAGGAUCAUCAAGCACCUCCUGGUGGUGGUGGUGGUUGUUGCUUGUAAAGAAACUGUUCUAGUGUGGAAUUUAAAAAAUUGAAAGCUUGACUCACAUAAGAUCAUGUAUAUGUAUUUGUUUUUUUUAUAUAAUUUUUUUACUGUUACUGGUGUUUUAUUACCAAGUUGAUGUAUUAGUUGUAAUAUCAUUAUGGGAAAUUUGGCGACUCAUGUCAACAUAUGUUAGCUUGUGUAAAUGUGAUUUGCUUUUUUGCUUUUCACAAGUGUUGUGAAAAAUGAAAACUUUAUUUAAUUUUA